AGGACUUCUUUCUCUAAAUUCAUCAAUAACCUCGUCCUUAAAUUCUCUCUCUUCCUCUCCUCUCCGUGCUCUCUGAUGGAUCGUGAGGCAGUGAUCGAGUUCCUUGCACGAGUCCCAUUGCUGCAGAGACUCCCCAGUUCUUCUCUUCGAAAGAUCUCCGAACUCGUCAAGGCCAAGCAUUAUGAUCCUGGUGAAUAUGUUGUUCGCGAGGGGGAAUUUGGGGAGGGACUAUACUUUAUUUGGGAUGGCGAGGCUGAAGUUUCUGAGUCUGUAAAUACGGAGGACGCGGACCUUCGCUUGAAGAAAUAUGACUAUUUUGGUGGUACUGAUGGUUCUGUCCACCAAGUCAAUGUAAUUGCAUCAUCUAAGCUCACAUGCAUAGUGCUGGAGCACGGACAUAGAAAUCUUCUGCAGCCUAAAUCAAUAUGGAACGCAGAGGGAACACCGAAAGACUUCUCACUGGUGGAGCAGAUAUUGCACUUGGAGUCAUUAGAAGUGGAUUUAUUUCGUGGAUUUACUUUGCCAGAUUCUCCAGCUUUUACACAAGUUUUUGGAGGACAACUAAUUGGGCAGGCAUUGGCAGCAGCAUCAAAGACUGUGGAUUGUCUAAAACUGCUGCAUAGUUUGCAUGUUUCUUUUAUUGUGGCUGGAGAUAAUAAUGCCCCAAUUAUAUAUCAAGUUUAUCGUGCACGAGAUGGUAAAAGCUUUGCAACCAGGCGAGUUGAUGCAAAACAACAUGGCGUUGUCAUUUUCAGUUUGGUUGCUUCAUUUCAGAAAGAAGAAGUCGGCUUUGAACAUCAAGAAGCUUUCAUGCCUCAGGUGCCAUCUCCAGAGGAGCUACCAUCAAUGGAAGAGCUACGAGAGAGACGCCUCAUGGAUCCUCGCUUUCCAAUAUCCUAUCGAAAUAUGGUUGCUAGAAAAGUAUUUGUUCCCUGGCCCAUAGAGGUGCGAUUUUGCGAACUCCAUCCUUCAAGUCCUCCUCCACCACGUAUGAAUUAUUGGUUUAAAGCAAGAGGAAAGCUUUCCGAUGACCCAGCUUUGCAUAGAUGUGUCGUAGCAUAUGCUUCAGAUCUCAUAUUUGCUGGUGUUAGUGUAGAUCCUCACCGAAAGAAGGGUCAGAAGACAUCAACACUCAGUUUGGAUCACGCGAUGUGGUUCCAUAGGCCUCCCAGAGCUGACGACUGGCUGCUAUAUGUGAUAGAGAGCCCUAUUGCCCAUGGAGGUCGAGGGUUUAGUACUGGCCGGAUGUUUAACAGGAAAGGAGAGCUUGUGGUAUCGUUGACUCAAGAGUCUCUUACGAGGAAGUUGAAGCCAAGAAAAGAAGUUCCUAAGUCAAAGCUCUAAAGCUCAUCUGCAGGUUCUUUGUUUCUGGAUGAUCCUCCCGUACUCAGUUGCAUGCCCAUUUUCCAGACAUGUAAGCCUCAAGAAGUACAGGUUCUAUAUGUUUAAAUGGAGAAAUGCAAGCUGUACGAUAUUUACUUUUAAGGGGGGAAAGGAAGGGGAAUUCUAUUUAUGGGUAAAUCAGGCCUUUUGAUAUUAUUAUGUGUAAAUAUUCAUUAAUUGAUUGAAUAAAUUAUAGGGGAACAGUGGUCAUUAAUUGUUGAAUUACGGCUGUUGGUGUUGGCAGUAAUUAGUAUCCUCCCCAAAAAAAACUAUCCUUUGUAAUCUAUAUAUUUAAUAUCAUAUCAUGAAAUUUGUGGUGCUGGGCAUUUAUCAGUUGCUCCACUUGGUAAA
This is a messenger RNA of Asparagus officinalis (garden asparagus), 1734 nucleotides long. Its product is annotated as acyl-CoA thioesterase 2-like. Gene Ontology annotation, biological process: acyl-CoA metabolic process; fatty acid catabolic process. The record is from RefSeq and is a predicted model, not a curated record. Gene Ontology annotation, molecular function: fatty acyl-CoA hydrolase activity. The transcript is spliced from 18 exons. The coding region runs from base 76 to 1344 and encodes 422 amino acids. NCBI's taxonomy places the organism in Eukaryota, Viridiplantae, Streptophyta, Magnoliopsida, Asparagales, Asparagaceae.